Molecule: messenger RNA, 3531 nt
Organism: Closterium sp. NIES-65
Lineage: Eukaryota; Viridiplantae; Streptophyta; Zygnematophyceae; Desmidiales; Closteriaceae
Source: the annotation of a GenBank genome assembly
AUGCCUCGAUAUCGUCCCGUCCUCUUCUCCCUCGCACUGCUGCUCAUCUCCGUCUCUGUCACCCUCCCCUUCCUCACCUUCCGCCUGCCGCCUCUCCAUCUCCCCGCCCUCGCUCGCCGCGACCUUCGCCGCUUCUUCCGCUCGCCUUUUAUUUCCCACCAGCAGCAGCAGCAGCAGCAGCCUUUCGAUUCUCGUUCACCUGAGCGUGUCGAACUUGAGAAGCCGUUUGAGGCUCGGCAAACCGAGCCUGUUAGAACCGAGCCGCCUUUGCACAAAGCCGUCGAUCUGGUGAGCGAUUCCGGACCAGGAAACGGCCGGCUCACGGUUAGCUCCGACCCUGGCGGGGAUCGCGGCGAUCUUUACGGGAACGCGCAACUGCUGGGAGAGCCGGGAUCAACGCCGAGCCGUGCGAGUGCUUCUGAGGCACACUCUUAUAACGAACGUUCUACUAACGGGUCUGCCGAAGGCCCUGAAGCUGCCAGGGGAGUUUCCAGCACAGAUGCAAGCAGCGCAGUCUCAGGGGCGCCAGAGUUGCCUGCCGAACCAAAAUCUGACGAUUCCGAAGCUGCGAGUUCAGGCUCGGUUGCAGGUGCAGAGGGUGAGUGCGAGAGUGCGCUGAUGGCGUGCCAGCAGCAGCAGGAGCUGAUGAAACUGGCCGGGGGAGGUGGGGAGGGAGGCGAGGGCGGCGAGGGGGGAGUGGGAGACAUGGUGCAGGAGCUGGCAGCCGGCAUGAAGAGCCUCGAUGCUUCCUUCCGCCUCGCGCUGUGGAAGGAGGAGCAUUGUCAGGCCAAUCAGAGCGCGCUGAGGUGGACCAACCAGAUGCUCCGGCAUGAUGUCACACACCUGAAGGCACAGCUGGCUGCGUGUGACAAGAGUGGGUGUUUGCACCUGAAGAAACACCUGAGAAAGCACCUGGAGCAGCAGUCAGGCGUUAUUGUAAACAAUUCUGAAGCGCUAGACAGGAGAGGGGUGAUGGGAAGCAGUGAGGAAGAGGAGGGAGGAAGCAGUCACACAGGCAGGGGGACAAGGCACGAUGAGAGAAGGGACAAAAGUAGGAGUGCGGGCGAGCGAGGGGGAGAGGAUGGCAGGCAGAGUAAGGGGCUGGAGGGGGAGGAAAGGGCGGAUGGCGUGAGUGAGGAUGCGUAUGGGGGCAGGAGAGGCGGUAGUAAGGACGCGGGGUGGGGAGGUGGGGAAGAUGAGGAGGGAAGUGGCGGUGAGGAUGAUGAGGGCAGGAGCGGUGGCAUGGGUGAGAGUGCGCGUGCGCUGAUGGUGCUGUGGGAGGCCGCCCCCUCCCUGGGGCUGCGGGAUGUGCGUUCUGCCGCUGUGCAGCAUGCUCUCACACAGCUCAGACGCGCUGUGGUGGCACAGGGGGGAGAACCGGUGGGGGAAGUGGGGACUGCACAAGGGGAGGAGGGGGAGGGUAAGGAGAUGAACGUGGGAGUGCAGCAAGCAAAGAGACAACCAGAUGCUUUGGGUGGGGCAGGAGAGAGUGUGGGAGGGGCAGGGGAGGAGGCGUGGUUGAGUGAGGAGGAGGAGCAGCGGCUGGUGCCUGCCGCACCCCAUGUGGACCACUGUGCCUCUCUCGCCACUGAUAUCAGCCUUCUGGAUUCGCGGUCUGCUGACGGGGAGCUUCCGGAUUGGUCGCUUUGGGGCGGCAGGUUGGGACUGGUGGCACGGCGGUUGGAGGAGCGGGAGAGGGAGAAGGUGAGGAGGGAGAGAGAAAGGGAAGGAGAGGGGCGUGCAGGCAAGGAAACAGAGGAAGUGGGAGGCGGAGAGAGGAUGGGAGAAGUAAAGGGAGAGGAAGAGGAAGAGGGAAGGAAGGCGGAAGGUGCGGCGGUUGUGGCGGAGGCAGAGGGGCAGUUGGAGGAGGAGGAGCAGGCGCGGGCAGUGCAGCAUGAGGCGAUGCGGUUACAGGCACAGGAGAGGAUGCAGGAGAGGCAAGGGGCGCGCGAGGAGCAGGCGGAGGUGGCGGCGUGGAUGGCGACAGCACGGGACGAGCAGCUCAUGGGGGACCACAGGGGGGCUGUCCUCGGGCCCUACCCCCCCUGGGUGAGUGCUGUGGCACGUGCCAUGUGUAGCACCCCCGUGACUGCAGCAGCUCGAUUCCUCUCCAUCUGCUAUGCAUGCCGCACUCCCUCCACCCCCCUACCCACCAUCCUUCAGGUAUCAGGUGCGGACGAGGACAAUCUGCCCAUGACGCGGCGGGCCCAGAGGGACCUCUGGGUGCACCAGCACCCGCGGGACUGCUCGCACCCGUCUGUCAAGUUCCUGGUCGUGGACGUGCUCAGGAAGGUCCGCGGAAGCUUCCUGGGCGUGGGGGCGCAGGUGAACUGGCUGGCGGGCGUGCUGGGGACGGCUGUGGUGGAGGGGCGCGUGCUGGUGGUGCGCCACUACCAUAGGGCGGCGCACGAUGGGUGCCAUGGUGGGUUGCGUUGCAGUAACCAAGGGAGAGAGGAGAUUGUAAGGGAAGCGUGUCGACAGGUGUGCAUCGAGGCCGCUGGUCAUGCUACUUUGUCCCUGAGACCUCCUCUGAGUGCCGCGGCCACGCCCUGCAGCUGCUGCACGCAUCCCGGCCCACCCUCUCCUCCCCCAGCAAUGCCUCUCCCACCAAUAACACUGGCGAUGCUGCUGCCGGUUGGGAUGGCUGCCACCUACCUCAUGCGCUACCCCUCCCCUUGUCUCUGCCGCCUCCUCAAUCGCGCCCGCCACCGUGCCUUCAGCCCUGCCCUCGCCGCCCGGGCAGCCCGCUUCCUGCCCUCCAAUUGGCCGAAAACCGUCGAGCAGCUGCCCGAUCUCACCUCUCGAAACGCCCUGGGCAGCGAGGGGAAAAUCGAGGAGAUAUGGCAGGCAGCAAGUGGCGGCGCUAUAGGCGGCACAGGGGCACUGUCAGGAACGGGAGCGUACCGAGCAGCAGGGGGGUAUGUGCCAGAGGGGCUGGUGGCGGUGCAUGUUCGGCAGGGCGACAAGGCGGGCGAGAUGGCGAUGGCGGGGGUGGACGUGUACCUGGCGCUGCUGGGCCGUGUGAGACGGCAGUUCCCCCAUGCCGACUCCGUGUGGCUCAGCACUGAGAUGCAGGCAGUGGUGGAUGCCGCCAAGCACUACACGCAGUGGCGCUUCCACACCACUGACUUCCCCCGGCAGGCUCUACCUCCCCCUCCUCCUCCCCUGCCCCGUGCCUUCCUCCUCCGCCCCACACAGGCAGUGGUGGACGCCACCAGGCACUACACGCGUUGGCGCUUCCACGCCACCGACUUCCCCCGCCAGGCGGCAGGCGAGAGCAUGGACGCAUACGACGCGCGCGUGGGGGAGCAGCGCGCCACCGACAACGCCUACGUGAACCUCCUGAUCUCCGCCGAUGCGCCCUUCUUCGUGGGCACCAUGGGGUCCACGUGGUCCGUGCUCAUUGAUAACCUCCGGGUGGCGGGGCGCGGCAAGGCACGGGUGGGCAUGCUGAGUGUGAACCGGGACCGGUACUGGUUCGGGGAGACGUGGGAGGUAUGGAGGGACCUGUACAGGAAUAUCACGGUGUAG